Columba livia (rock pigeon) is the source of this 2006-nucleotide messenger RNA. It is a transcript of the gene PEDS1, whose product is annotated as plasmanylethanolamine desaturase 1. The transcript has 6 exons. Gene Ontology annotation, biological process: ether lipid biosynthetic process. Gene Ontology annotation, cellular component: endoplasmic reticulum membrane. The record is from RefSeq and is a predicted model, not a curated record. Lineage: Eukaryota; Metazoa; Chordata; Aves; Columbiformes; Columbidae. Gene Ontology annotation, molecular function: plasmanylethanolamine desaturase activity. The coding region runs from base 49 to 984 and encodes 311 amino acids.
AGCCGCGCCCGCCCGCCCCUUACCGCAGCGGCGCGGCCCCAUUUCGCGAUGCUGCCCCGGGCCGCAGCCGCCUCGGCGGGGCCUGGGCGCCGCCCGCCGCCGCCCGCCGGCAUCGAGGAGGAGGAGUCGCCACCGGGCCGGGCGAUGGCGAGCGGCGCCGCCGAGAGCGUCCCGCCGCGGGCCGAGGCGGCGGGGCCGCAGGCGGAGGCCGCGGAAGAGCCCGAGGGCGGCAGCCGGCGCUGGGGCGCGCAGCACGCCGGGGCCCGCGAGCUGGCCGAGCUCUACUCCCCAGGAAAGAGACUACAAGAAUGGAUCUCUGUCAUCUUAUGCUUCUCUCUGAUCUGUUUCAAUUUUUACAAUCUUCUCUUCUACUUGCGACUGGAACACACACCCUCUGUUAUUGUUGGGAUAUUUGCAGGAGUCGUUACGGCCGACUUUCUAUCAGGAUUAUUCCACUGGGGAGCGGACACCUGGGGGUCUGUGGAGCUACCCAUAGUUGGAAAGGCUUUCAUCAGACCCUUUAGAGAACAUCACAUUGACCCCACAGCGAUUACCAGACACGAUUUUAUAGAGACCAAUGGAGACAACUGCUUUAUGACACUCGUCCCGUUGGCAAACAUGGCAUACAAAUUCAUUUCUUUUUCCCCAGAAGCGUUGUGCGAAUCAUGUCCUUGGGAGUGUUACGUCUUUGCCCUCAUCAUCUUCAUAACCAUGACGAACCAGAUUCACAAGUGGUCUCACACGUACUUCGGUCUUCCCCGCUGGGUCGUGUUUCUCCAGGACUGGCACAUCAUCCUGCCGCGGAAGCACCACAGGAUCCAUCACGUGUCCCCACACGAGACCUAUUUCUGCAUUACAACCGGUUGGCUGAACUAUCCGUUAGAGAAGAUAAGAUUCUGGAGGUGUUUGGAGAACAUUAUUCAAGGAGUUACUGGGGAGAAGCCCAGAGCGGAUGACAUGAAAUGGGCUCAGAAAGUCAAAUAACUGUUGCCAGCCUUCUGCAAUCCUUCAAUUGUUGCCAAUGUUGUUUUUUUUUUAAAAAAAAAAAAAAAUCAAGCCAUCAGCCAAAUUCAAGACCUGCAAAGAAAUAACAGACUCUAAAGCACAACUAAGAAGUGCUAACACAGACUGUAAUGAAAGAACUAAUUCUUUAAACAAUACUUGAAAUGAAGAUGAUUACUCUUACUGAGCACCUUUUCGUUUAGCCAUGUCUGCUUACAUCGUAGGGAAUACUUCAUCACUGUAUCUCGUCAGGCACCUGGCAGGACAGUCACUCCAUUGGUAUGUGGUGGCGUGGUAAACAUGUGUUGUAUCAACAUUAUCUAACGCUUCAAAAAGAGCUUGUUGCCUAAACCCAUAGGGGAAUGGUGACAGCAGUUGGUCACUUCAUGUUUGAGUCCAAACACACCGCAUGAAAGCAGUGUCAGAGUAAUGGAAGCCUAUAGAAUCAUCACUGUUCAAUGCACUUAGUGAUUGAUAAACUCGCAGUUUCAUCUUCGCUAUCAUGUUAAAUCAAAUUGAUGUCAUGUGGAACAGACCUCGAGAAUCCCGCUCCACCAGUGGGCCAUGAAUCCUCAAGUGUCUUCAGUUUCCCUUAAAAUAAAACCGCUCUGCUCUCUACGUGGAAUUGAGCAAACCGUUUCUGCAUAAGCCUUCAACCUGACGAGCCUCCGAGGAGACGGCACCCAAUACAACACACGCUCGCGUUUGUCACGUGGAGAGCUCACUGAUGAGUCUUCUAUUGACUGUUCUGUACCCUGACAAUAAUGUUUAAAAUAGCUGUAGCAUUGGGCACAUAGCAAAUAGCUGUAUUCAAGAGCUCAAGGUAUCAAACUUGUCAUAUUAGAAGGGAAAGGUCAAUGACUGGUGUUUUGUUCUUUUUUUUGUUUGUUUUUAAGGUGCUUGCUUGUUUCUGUAAAUAAUAUAAAGCCUUAAUCUCUUCUGGUGUAAUGGAAUAAUAUUUUAAUGUGAUGUUUGAAUGUAUAUAAUAUAUUUAUAACAAAGCA